Messenger RNA from Sebastes umbrosus (honeycomb rockfish), 2456 nucleotides. Its product is annotated as arginyl-tRNA--protein transferase 1. Gene Ontology annotation, molecular function: arginyl-tRNA--protein transferase activity. The transcript is spliced from 13 exons. Lineage: Eukaryota; Metazoa; Chordata; Actinopteri; Perciformes; Sebastidae. Gene Ontology annotation, cellular component: cytoplasm. The record is from RefSeq and is a predicted model, not a curated record. Bases 72 to 1709 code for a protein of 545 amino acids. Gene Ontology annotation, biological process: protein arginylation.
GUGUGGGCGUGGUUUGACAUCCAGCAGCACUAGCUCCAGACACCGGUCAGACUCAGCUGUCAUCUGACUCCAUGUUAAAGAUGGCAGGAAACAAGUCUUAUACUAUAGUUGAAUACUUCGGCGGCGACUCCGGUUACCCGUGUGGUUACUGUAAAAACGAUAAAGGGAACUUUUCUCACGGGAUGUGGUCUCACACCAUGACUGUACAAGACUACCAAGACCUCAUAGACCGAGGAUGGAGAAGAAGUGGGAAAUAUGUCUAUAAGCCUAAAAUGAACAAGACAUGCUGCCCACAGUAUACCAUCAGAUGUCAUGCAACCAAAUUCCAGCCUUCCAAAUCCCACAAGAAAAUCAUGAAAAAGGUUAGCAAAUUCAUGUCCAAAGGGGAACUGCCAAAAGGACAGGAUGAUGGGGAGCCUAUGGACUCGGUGUGUGACGAAGCAGGUCCACGGGAACCGAGUAAAGUGAAGUGUGCUACUAUCACCGACAUUCAGAAGGAACUACCAGAGUGUCCCGCUAUCACAGAAGCUCAGAAGGAGGUAGCGGAUGUCGCUCCUACCGACUCAGAAACAUCAAGAAAGGAUCCAGUGUCUGUCGCCGAUGAGAGAACAAUAGCCACAGCUCCUAAGCCAGGGAUGGGAGCUGAUCCUGGCCGGCCGCCGUGUCGGAAGGCCAAAGACUUGAGGAAGGAGCGACGUCUUCAGAAAGAGCAGAUUAGACAGCACGCUGAUGGGGUCUCUCCUACCCCGCCCACUCCGGCCCAGACCAAGCAACCCAAACCCCUGGAAGAUUUCAUCAACGAGUCAUUGCCUGACACCUCUUCUCAUUGCCUUGAGGUGAGGCUAGUGCGCUCCAAUCCCCCUUGCCCGCAGUUCAAAGCCUCUUUCGACGCCUCCUACCAGGUGUACAAACUCUACCAGAUGGCCAUUCACAAGGACCCUCCUGACAAACCCUCCGAGAGCCAGGUGAGGCUAGUGCCGGUCAACUUUGAGGACCCUCAAUUCAAGGCGUCCUAUCAGCAGUCGGUGGCGCUGUACGCCCGCUACCAGAUGGCCAUUCAUGGUGAUGACCCCAGCGCUUGUAGUGAGAGCGAGUUCCGGAGAUUUCUCUGUGAUUCACCACUAGAGGCGGAACAUUCUCCAGAUGGGCCCGAGGUGGGCUACGGCUCCUUCCACCAGCAGUACUGCCUGGACGGGCGCAUCGUGGCGGUGGGGGUCAUCGAUAUCCUGCCUACCUGUGUGUCCUCCGUCUACCUGUACUACCACCCAGACUUUGCCUCGCUGUCUCUGGGCUCCUACUCUGCUCUCAGGGAGAUCGCUUUCACCAGGCAGCUGCAGAAACAGUCCCCCAAGCUGUGCUACUACUACCUGGGCUUUUACAUUCACUCCUGCCCCAAGAUGCGCUAUAAGGGGCAGUAUCGGCCUUCAGACCUCGUGUGCCCAGAAACCUAUGCCUGGGUACCAAUAGAGCAAUGCCUACCCCGGCUGGAGACCUCCCGCUAUGCUCGUUUCAACCAGGAUCCUGAUGCAGGAGAUGCUCGGGUGCUGAAGGACGUGGGCAGAGCUCUGGUGCUAUACAGACGGGCCGUCAUGCCCUACGCAGCCUACACCCGAAAGCGCAAAGGCUCCAGCGACGAGACGGAGGUGCAGCAGUACGCCGGCUUGGUCGGCCAGGACUGUGCGGAAAGGAUCUUGCUCUACCGCUCCUGAACGCACAGCGACACACCACUGCACCUUUUUAAUAUAUACGUGAAUACACAACUCCCAGCAAUGUCUGUCUGUUUCUGUUUAUCUAUGUGUGUGUGUGUGUGUGUGUGUGUGUGUGUGUAUGUGUGUGUGUGUCUCCUCACUGUCUGUGAAAGUGCUUUCUGCUGCCGCUCCCAGUAGUCUCACCUCGCUUAGCUCUACGCAGGCUGGAACAAUGCAGUAGCCACUCACUAUCUAUGUAUGUAUCCAUUCACCCAUUGGCCUCAUUCAUCAUUUAUGUCUCAUUCAUAUUUACUUUAAAGAUGUUAUUCACCAAUGAAUCCUGCAGCAUCAACUCUCAGUUUAGUUCUCUUCUGUUUGAUUUGACUCCGUACAGGGACCGGUCCCUUGAAUGUUAGUUUGAUAUCACUUUGAUUUUUUUCCAUCCUCAAAAGCUUCAGUAACGAUGUUCCCGAUGAUGCUGCAACUCACAGGUGACCGCUCAGCACUGAACUGACACAGGUUUAGGUGUAUAAUGUCAGCCACUUGAAGAGCAUGUUCUGCUUUGGAAGAGGUUGUCAGUUGCCUACAUUAUAUCCCCGAACUUCCCUACAUCACAACAUUAAAGACUUUUUAUCACUGGGUUUAUUUAAAGCAAAUAACUCACUCUUUUCAGUGUUUUUUGUCUGUAAUAUUUAUAGCUUUAUUUGCUUUUCUUUUAAUAUGGACUCUGUUAUUUUUGGUUAAACCAAAUAAAGAGGUUGUAUAUUC